Molecule: messenger RNA, 1179 nt
Organism: Exophiala xenobiotica
Lineage: Eukaryota; Fungi; Ascomycota; Eurotiomycetes; Chaetothyriales; Herpotrichiellaceae
Exons: 2
Coding region: 1-1179 (392 amino acids)
Biological process (GO): Golgi to plasma membrane transport; conjugation with cellular fusion
Cellular component (GO): trans-Golgi network; exomer complex
Molecular function (GO): protein dimerization activity
Source: RefSeq, a predicted model, not a curated record
AUGCUGGUCUCCUUGACCGUUGGCAAGGUGGAUGCUGGAGUAGCAGUCCUCCUCACCGAAGACAAGCGACUGAUAGAGUUCCCGUCAAUACUAUUGCCUUCAUCUAUAGCGUCGGGGUCGAUCGUCGAUAUCACCGUAUCACAAAACUUCGAAGCCGAACAGAAAUCGCAGGCUGCGUUCUCGGCCCUACAGAACCGAAUCCUAAACACUUACGGGAUCAACACUCCUUCUACACCUGCAUUACGCUUGCGAAAUGCUACUCAGACUUCCCUCGUCCUGGAAUGGGACCCUAUCCAGCUGGCGACCACUACCCUUCACUCCCUCUCCCUGUACAGAAAUGGAAGCAAAGCAGGAAACAUCCCGAGACCUUUGGAACAGACGGCCACAAAGAUCAGUGGAUUGGCCGUAGAUAAUGAAUACUCUUUCUAUCUCGUACUGCGAACAAGUGGUGGCACCUACACGAGCAACGAGCUUACCGUCAAGACGCAUGCAAUGAACAACUUGACGGGUAUUACAGUGACACCCGGAAUUCUACCUCCACCGUUAAGAGAGUCCCUCGAGGCUGCAGUCGAGCGCAUUGGAGCGAAGAUUAUUGACACAAUCAGAAUAGACACUACGCAUUUUGUCUGCACAGAGGGUCGAGGACGUGACUGGGAAAGAGCCAAUGAAAUGAACAUCCCCGUCGUGAGGCCGGAAUGGAUCGAAGGCUGUGAAAGAGAAGGGAAGAUAAUUGGGGUUCGCGGAUAUUAUCUGGAUGCGGAUCCCAAACAGAGACAAGUCGGCUCAAAUCCAUCCCUCGCGGGCAGGCCUUCAACAGCGGGCGCUCCCCAACAAGCCAAUAUGCCGCAACGACCAAAAGAGCCUUCGACGACGCCGAAGAGCCCCGACAGGGAAAGCACAGUUAGCGGAGAACCAGGUCCUGAAGUGCCUCCCACUCCACCGCAGAAGGACCUGCCGCCUGCGCCCGCACCCGUCGAUGACGAAGAAGACGAAGACAUCGAAGAAGAGGCGGAAAGACCGCCAGCCGAGCCCAAGGACAAACAUAAGGCUGAAUCUUCUGAUGAGGAUGAGGAGGAGUCGCCCACUGACGAAGCUGGCGAGGCUCACGGUGCACAGAAUCAUCGGCCCAAUGUUGAGGAUGCCAAAGAAGGAGCAGACAUGGAAGACGUUGCAUUAUGA